Messenger RNA from Fusarium graminearum PH-1, 1333 nucleotides. RefSeq lists its product as uncharacterized. Lineage: Eukaryota; Fungi; Ascomycota; Sordariomycetes; Hypocreales; Nectriaceae. The record is from RefSeq and is a predicted model, not a curated record. Bases 1 to 909 code for a protein of 302 amino acids. The transcript has a single exon.
AUGUCACUCUCACGCGCUUUUACCACCAGAAAGGCUAAAGUCGCCGAAAUGGGUGACUCUCCACCACCGCACCGCAGCAACUCGGCCCGCGAUAGACACCAUGGUCCUAUCCUACGACACAAGAUUUCCGGUCCUAUUCAGCUUGUUCACACGACCAACAUGCUUUCCUACAACGCUCCCGAUAUCCCGUCGCCUCACGCCUCUCUCCGCAACAAGUCUUCGCUUCGAUCUGUUGGUGAAGACUCCGAGGCUCCUUCAACUACUGAGUCAACUCCGCCUACGAGCCCGGAAGUUUCUCCCAUGGAAGAUUGCCCAGGUCUUGUGCCGAACCAUCUGUCAACUUACUUCUCGGUAUCCGGCAAGCCACACGUCAUGCCACCUGCCAUACCCAAGGUCAACGAGGCUCCCGCGAUUCCUCAGCGAUCACCUUCCCACACCAAGCAGAACUCGUAUGAGGCCAUCGCUCGCCAACGAUCCGUCUCUCAAAGGUCCAGAGAUUCAGAGCACUCCGUCUCCACAAAGGCUAGCUACACAUUCUCCCGAUCAUCGUCAACCUCUACCAGAGCGUCAUCGGCCUCGUACGUCUCUGCCGGUCAUGGCCUGAAGGCUCCUCCUGUGCCUGCCCCUGCAGUCACAGCCGUCGCUCCAGCUCCUCCACCAUCUUUCCAGCAGCGAGCCCUCAAGGACUCUCACCCCUUUGGUCAUGAACUAGCACAAGUCACCGAGCUCGCCGAGGAGUACAGCGCCAGGCCGCUAAGCAAGGAGGAGGAAGAGGACAACCGAUACAUCAAGUCCAAGGGUCUCAACAAGUUCAGCGCCGAGGACUAUCUUGGCGAUGUUCAAAACCUGAUCUUCAGCUUCUUUCCCGAGGUGUCACACGCUAAGCCAACCACACCACAAUGGAUUUAAGUGCGCACCCAAUGCCGAGAUGUCGGCUUCUUUAUUCGACAGUAUAUAAUUGAUAGACAUUUUACGACCAUGAACGGGAGUCCGCGGCAGGACAAUGGCGGGCAUGAUUUAAAAGGCACAUACACACUCGUUGCUCUUUGAAGCAGUAUCUAUUCCCUCUUUGAGAAUUCUUAUUUAUUAACACUCACGUCUGUCUUGGUUUGGAUUGGUUUAUUGGAGGAGAAAGGGUACAUGUCCAAUAUUUAGGUAACCAAUGUAUUUGGUUUGGAUAUUGGUGACUUGGCGUUUAACAGGGCCAUGAAGGAAACAAACAGGACUGGAUCUGACAUUGAUGGAUGUACAGAGGAUGCCAUUUUCCUCUUCGAUGGAUGAUUGAUUGAUUCUUUUUGACGAUUGUUGUAUCUAGAUUUACCAUACUAGAUCA